This is a messenger RNA of Pantherophis guttatus, 3670 nucleotides long. The record is from RefSeq and is a predicted model, not a curated record. Lineage: Eukaryota; Metazoa; Chordata; Lepidosauria; Squamata; Colubridae.
UUGGAAGGAACCAGAGCUGUGAAUCUGGAACCCUGGUCACGUCAGCUAGGACGCUGCUUGGAAGCUCCUGGUCAGGUGGCUGGAACUGGUUUCCUGGGCAAAGCAGGACUGUUUCCCUGGGGUGUUGAGAUGGGAGGAGGAGGAAGGAAACCACCUCUGCUGACCUGGGCUCUUGGAUGCUGAAUUGGGAUCCAUUGGCCUCCUGAAGUAGGAAUGGACUACACCUAUAGAUCUCCGGAGAAGGUGGAAAUCUUCCUGGUUGGAACAGCUCUUGUAAGAGAACUUGGAGCAUUGGUGGAAGAGGUUGGGAGUUAAAUUAUUGUGCCUGAAUCUGCCACAUCAGAAUCCAUCCCAGAGAUUUGGAGAUAACCCCCUCCUGCAUUUUCUGAGAAGAUCCUGAGUUCAGCUUCGGCUUUUCUGCCUCCACCAUGUCGGACCCGGAGGAUGAGGAUGGUGAAACUUGUUGGAACAACCUGGAAAGCUUCCGUGUGAAGCUGAUUUCGGUGAUCGACCCUUUCAGAAUAACGCCUUACCUCCGGCAGUGCCGAGUCAUCAACCACGAUGACGAGGAGCAGGUCCUGAAUGAUCCCAGCCUGGUACUCCGGAAAAGGAAAACAGGACUGCUCCUAGAUCUCCUCCAGAGAACGGGCAAAAAGGGGUUUGUGGCUUUCCUGGAGAGUCUGGAAUUGUACUACCCACAUCUCUACAAGAAAAUAACAGGCAACGAGCCCACCCGGGUCUUCUCCAUGAUAAUAGGGUUCCUCUGCUCUGCAGACACGGCGGGAGAGUCCGGCCUGAUGGAAGUGCUGAUGAGCGAGGUCUCAAAGCUGCAGGCGGCCGUCCGAGAAGAGAGGCAGAAGGUCCAGGAGCUGAACGUGACCCUCAGCACCAAGGAGGACACCAUCAAGGAGAUGAGGGUGAGGGACAGCGUCCUGCGCAAGUACCAGGAGCGGGCGCACAAGGUGAAGGAGGAGAGGGACUCCCUCAGCAAGGAAUUGAUGCUGUGCCGAGAGGAGAACUACAAGCUGGCCAUGAAGUACGCCAAGCAGAGUGAGGAGAAGAAUGUGGCCCUGAUGAAGAACCGGGACCUACAGCUGGAGAUCGACUGCCUGCAGCACAGCCUGAUCAAGGCUGAAGAUCACUGCAGCCUGGAACGGAAGCACACGCUAAACCUGAAGGAAGCCAUGGAGCAGCGGCCUAGCCACGAGGCGGUGUGGGAAAUCCAGCGGGAGAAGGACCUGCUGUUGGCCAAGAACAAGGAGCUGGAGAGCACCCUGCAGGUCACCAAGAACGGCAGCUCCGAGAAGGACGGGGUCUCCCUCCAGGCUCUCGAGGCCGAGUGGAGGCGGGUGCUGAAGGAGCAGCAGGAGCUGGUGAACACUACCUGUGAUUUACGCCAAGCGCUCCAGAGAGCCGAAGACAGGCGGGAUAAACUUGUAGGAGAAAAGGAGCUCCUGGAACUGAGAUGCACUUCCUUGCAAAACGAUAAUCAAAUUUACCAAAAUCGUAUCAAGGCUAUUUUAAAACAGCUGGAAGAGGUGGCUGCUGAAAGAGAUCAGGCUCUUCUGACCCAGGAGGAAUGCCACAAGCAAUACUCCCAAGGCCUGAGAGAGAAAGACAGCUACCGGAAGCAGAUCCGGGAAUUUGGGGAACGUUGUGACGAACUUCAGCUCCAGCUCUUCCAGAAAGAGGGACGGCUGCUGAGUGCCGAAACCCAGCUGAAACGGCUGUGUCGCGAUCCCUCCACCAUGGCUUCAGAUCUUGAAGAAAACUCAUCCCGCAGCUCUCAAGAGCUGACUCCCCAGGGAAAUCCAGACGAAGAUAGGAAAGGCACCAAGCCAAGGAGGAGCCCAGUGGAUGGGGACCUGCCAGAGAAAGGGCAUCGGCGAAUGAAGGACAGUUUUGAGCAUUAUCGGAGAAAGAGAGCUCUACGAAGGGUGCAGGAGAGCCGCUAUCACGAAGCUUACUGGGAACAUUCCUCAGGAAGCGACAACACAGACACCGAAGGCUCCUGACUGACCUGUCGGCUACCUGGAGGGAGACGUGGAGAAUUUAGGGGACUCUUCAACUGAUCUCCAACCCAUCCUCUUCUCAUUCACAAGCAACAUGGGCAGCGGGAGGACUAAAUAAGUGAAUUAUUUUGCCGGGACCACCUAGAUUUUACAUCCCUAUCCAGCUGACUUAAUGAUGCUGUCCAGAUUCCUUCCCACCGUCUGAAGGACUUGGGGAUCUGGAGCAGGUUUGGGUUCCGGCCAAAGAAGACUCAGUGGCUGUGGGGUUUAGCCAACCCAUCCACCAUCUGGAUUUCAGAUUCUAGAUUUUCUGUUUAUAUAUUGGCUGUUGCUUCUUUUCUCUUUUGAUUCCUGGUGCGUUUAUGUGAUAUGCCACCCAGAAAUCACACUGACUGAGUUUGUCAGCAAUUAUUACAGGUAGUUCUCGAAUUCUGACCGGUCGCUUAGUGACAACCCAAUUUCAAAGUUACAGCUACUUUAGUGCUACCAAUUGUUUCUCCUCCCACUGAGCCAAAGAACUCUGCAGCAUUCCACCCUGCCUGCCGGCCUGCCUUUUCCAACCCACAUCCCUUUAGGCUUUGGGCCUUCUUCCCAUCCUGCUGAGUCCCACACCCUCCUCUCCAUUCUCAUCACUCAAGUUUUACUGUAGAUCAGGGGUCCCCAGUCCCUGGGCUACGGCCCACCACUGGGCCAUGAGCUGUUCGGAAUCGGGCUGUGGUAGGUGAGCGCACGCACACACAUGCAUGCAUCCUGUGCAUCAGCAGCAGCCAAGCACAUACACACACUCAAUUUGCUGGCCAUUCAUGUGGAACCAUCCCCCCCCUCCACCAGCCAGUCCACAAAGCCAGGAAGGUUGGGGAAUUCUGCUGUAGAUCUUCUGGAAUCUCCAGAGAUGUUGGGGAAGGAGAGAGGUCUUCUGUGUCCCUGCCCCAUGUGACUCCAUGCCAGAAGUAGGAAACAUUUCAGAUGGACAAUUUUUUGCAGCCGCUUUGAAAAUAGUGCACUUCCAGGCAGUGCUGUGCAGCCUGCAGGGAUGCUGAGGGUGGAGCGGCCUGCUCUCCUAAAUGUUUUUAAUAUAAGGUAGUCCUUAUAUAAGGUAGUCCUAGAAUUACAAAUUUAUUUAGUGACUGUUUGAAGUUAUAACAGCACUGAACAAGGGAUUUAUGGCCGUUUUCUCCAUUUAUGACCAUUGCAGCAUCCCCGUGGUCACAAUAAAAAUUUGGAUCUUGGCCACUGACUCAUACUUAUGACCAUUGCUGUGUCCAGGGGUGAUUUGUUCCCCUUUUGCGACUUUUUAACAAGCAGUCAAUGGGGAAGCCAGAUUCACUUAACAACCGUAUUACUAAUUUAACAGCUGCAGUGAUUCACCUAACAUCUGUGGCAAGAACGGUAGAGCGAGUGGGGAGGUGUGCGCGCACAGAUGUGCGCAUACAGGCCAACCACUCACAUAGCCCGGUAGUGGGCCAUGGCCCACAGGUUGGGGACCCCUAAUCUAGACUCCACAUUUUCUGCUAUUCCAAGUCUCAGGUGCAAUCGGUUAUCUUUGUUUGAUCAUUUGCUUAUAGACACAACAAAUGUACUGAAUGUAUGUUAUCAUUUAUUUCUGUACCUUAUAGACGACUUGAUUCCCCCUUAAUAAAUGCCGUUGCUUUGCCCGA